AUGGACGAUGAUAUCAAGAGAGUGUUGUACGAGAGUUUUCAUGCAGUGCCUAAUUACAUAUUAGACACGGUUCUACGUGAUAUGAAAGAUUGUGCAAAAGAAAUGGUUGCCCUAAAUUCUGAAGAACUUGAACUAAUGGAGAUGAACGUGUUGCUUCGUGUUGUUACCACGAUGGAAGAAGAUCAUUAUAAUUAUAACGGUGGACAAAACGUGGGCUUGCCAGCAAGAUUGGAUAUUGAUACGACUUCUUCAAACUCCAAAGAUCAUUGUUCAAUUUGUUUUGAGGAGUUUCGCAAUGGAUCGCAUACUGAACUCUUUUAUACAAAAUGUUCUCAUAUUUUUCAUAAAGAAUGUAUUGCUAAAUGGAUUUAUCGAUGUGUCAAUGGUGCACGAUCUUAUUCUUGUCCUUUGUGUCGAUGUGAAAUAAUAUGA
Lathyrus oleraceus (garden pea) is the source of this 432-nucleotide messenger RNA. RefSeq names its product RING-H2 finger protein ATL13-like. The transcript has a single exon. Bases 1 to 432 code for a protein of 143 amino acids. NCBI's taxonomy places the organism in Eukaryota, Viridiplantae, Streptophyta, Magnoliopsida, Fabales, Fabaceae. The record is from RefSeq and is a predicted model, not a curated record.